Ostreococcus tauri is the source of this 1890-nucleotide messenger RNA. Its product is annotated as Transcription factor jumonji, JmjN. The transcript is spliced from 2 exons. Gene Ontology annotation, molecular function: histone demethylase activity. The record is from RefSeq and is a predicted model, not a curated record. NCBI's taxonomy places the organism in Eukaryota, Viridiplantae, Chlorophyta, Mamiellophyceae, Mamiellales, Bathycoccaceae. Gene Ontology annotation, biological process: chromatin remodeling. The coding region runs from base 1 to 1890 and encodes 629 amino acids. Gene Ontology annotation, cellular component: nucleus.
AUGAGCGCCCCGACGACGCGAAAUGCGAACCACGAGCGUCCGUCGACGUCACAGAGCGCCGCGAGGCGCACACGAACGGUCGACGCUGCGAUCGAAGAUGCGCGCGUAUUCACGCCUACCUUGGAGGAGUUUGCUGAUCCUAUCGUGUACCUGACGAAGAUUGAGCCGCUGGUGCGGCGAACGGGGAUAUGUAAGGUGAUCCCGCCACGCGGUGCGAAGCCGACGUGGAACGAAGAUGUGUGGAGAAAAGACGUGUCGACGUUCGAGACGAAGCUGCAAAACGUGCACAAACUCAGUGAGGGGCGAUUAUUUCAGUUCGGAAAGUCGUACACGAAAAGUGGGUACAAGGCGAUGGCGAUGGCGUUCGAGAAGGAGUGGGCGGAGGGUCGGGCAGAUUUCGACGCGUGCGACGUGAACUCAGUCGAGCGGGCGUUUUGGAACAUGGUGGAGACGCAGGAGGAGAAGGCGGCGGUGGAAUACGGGAACGAUCUUGACACAAAGGAGUUCGGCACCGGCUUUGGCGUCGAUGCCCACGGUGAGCGGCAUCCGUGGGACUUUGAACAUUUGUAUUCGCACCCGCUCAACCUGUUGCGAGUUAUUGAGCACGACAUCCCCGGGCUCACCAAACCGUGGUUGUACCUGGGGAUGCUCUUUGCGACGUUUUGUUGGCAUGUUGAGGAUCACUUCUUAUGCUCGGUGAACUACUUACACACGGGUGCGUCGAAGACGUGGUACGGGGUCCCUGGGAGCGACGCAGAGGCGUUUGAGAAUUGUGCCAGGGCGACGGUGCCUCGUUUGUUCCAGCAAGCGCCCGACAUCUUGCACCAGAUCGUCACUAUGGUUCCUCCGGGAAUUUUGAUCGACCACGGUGUCAAGGUGGUGCACACGGUGCAGCACCCGGGUGAGUUUAUCGUGACGUUUCCACGCGCGUACCACGCUGGUUUCUCGCAUGGCUUUAACGUCGCCGAGGCGGUGAACUUCGGACACGCCAACUGGCUCGAUCAUGGUCGUCGCGCUAUCGACGUUUACAGCACUGGUUCUUUCAAGCGUAACGCUGUGUUCGCACAUCAUCGACUGCUCGCCAGAGCAGCCGAAACCUUCGCUGAGGUCCUGAAUGCGAAGGGUUUGCUCCUGAAGAGUAAAGUCAUGGGCACAGUCAUCGCGACGCUGUGCAAGGAACUCGAAUCGAUCGUGAGUGAUGAAGAGAUUUAUCGCUCUUCGCUCGUUCGACGCGGUUUAAAGAUGGAAGUGGUCGCGCUCCCUAAUGAAGACGACGACGCGUGCUGUAUUCGCUGCAAAGCGAUUCCGUUUCUCUCUGUCGUUCGAUGCAAGUGCCUGCCCACCGCGGUGCGCUGCCUUCGACACGCCAUGGAUGGGUGCGACUGUGCGGCGUCAGAGCGAUGUCUUGAGGUGCGCGUCAUGGGUUCGUACAUCCGAGGUCUUCUACGUUCAUUACUCCUCGGUGAGCCCGUGGAAAAAGCUGGCGGCAUGGCUGAGGAGAAGGACCUGGAGAAAUUCGUAGCAAGUGUGAAAACGGUAGCCGUCAUUCGCUCGCCGUCAACGACCGCUGCGCCGCCAGCGUCGAAGAAAUCCAAGCUCUCCGAUCUGGACCAGACCGUAGAGGGCUUGCAAGAACGCAUCGAAGAGCGGCAAGCACUCUUAUCUCGCACCGAGGGGGGUAAAGUCUGGACUAGUGAGCGCGCCAAGGCGUUCGACAAAGCCGCCGAGCAACUCGGCGGCAUGUUCAAGGCGACGAGUGGGGACAUCGGCAAGAUCCUCCGCGAUGAAUACGACAUCCAUGCUUCACGAGAUCAGAUAGGUAGUCGCCUGCAGAAGUGUCGCAAUAAGCUCAGGCGCGAGCAACAGUCAACUGACGGAGACGGCGUGUAA